This is a messenger RNA of Hypomesus transpacificus, 3349 nucleotides long. Its product is annotated as E3 ubiquitin-protein ligase TRIM39-like. The record is from RefSeq and is a predicted model, not a curated record. NCBI's taxonomy places the organism in Eukaryota, Metazoa, Chordata, Actinopteri, Osmeriformes, Osmeridae. Gene Ontology annotation, molecular function: protein binding; zinc ion binding.
AGCGCUCCCUCUCUCUCCCUCUCUCUCUGUUUCUCUAUGUCUCUCUCCCUCUCUGCUCCCCUGUCACUAACCCUUCCUCUGUCGAAGCGAGGUGUUUUUCUUAACUGAUCGGAACGCGUUUUCUUUCAGUUCCUGAGGGUGUUCUUUGGGGGAAUGGCCUCGACGGGUAAGUUGUCCGAGGAGCAGGUCCACUGUUCCAUCUGCCUCGACGUCUUCACCAACCCCGUGUCCAUCCCCUGCGGACACAACUUCUGCCAGAGCUGCAUUCUGGGAUACUGGAGGACCAGCCCCCUGUACCAGUGCCCCAUGUGCAAGAAGAGCUUCUACAAGAGGCCCGACAUCAGCAUCAACACGGUCCUGAGAGACAUCGCCGAGCAGUUCAAGGAGAUCCGCGUGAGGAACAUGGAGAAGCUCCAGCAGGAGGAGAAGGAGGAGGAGAAGACGGCGAUGGAGGAGAAGAAGAGGAAAGAAGAGGAGGAGGAGAAGUUGGUGAAACAGCAACAGGAGAAGCUCCUUCAGGAGCUCAAACAGAAGCAGGAGGCGGAUCAGAAGAAGAAGGCGCUCCAGCAGGGGUCCCUGGUGACACCAGGGGAGGUACGUAAAGGACUGCAGGAGGAUCUGCCACCCCUGGUUCCUCCCACCGCCCCUAUCUCCAACCCUGGACCCGAACCCCACCCUGGAACCAGCGCUGGACCCCUGCCUGACCCCAUCCCCGUCCCAAACCCCAGCCCUGGACACAGCCUCCACCUCAGCCCCAGCCCGCCUCCACCCCCAAUCCCGGCCGGGUCGCCAAGUCCCUGGGGCGAAGUGUUCUGCGACGUGUGCCUGGGGGAGCGGCUGAGGGCGGUCAAGUCCUGCCUGGUGUGUCUGACGUCAUACUGCGAGGAGCACCUCCGCUCCCACAGCGCCCGCUUCACCAAACACAAGCUGAUGGAGCCCGUGGCCAACCUGGAGGACCGGAUGUGUCCGAAACACGAGAGGCUGCUGGAGCUGUUCUGCAAGAAGGAUCAGGUGUGCGUUUGCGUGCUCUGUACCGAGACCGACCACAGGGCCCACUUCACCGUCCCUGUCGAGAGGGAAUGGACAGAGAAGAAGGCCCACCUGAGGAGGACGGAGAUGGAGGUGCAGCAGAUGAUCCAGGACAGGCUCAGGAAGGUGGAGGAGAUCAAACACUCGGUGGAGCUCAACAAAUCCAGUGCCCAAAGGGAGAUUGAGGACAGCAUGGCGGUGUUCUCUGAGCUGAUCCGCUCCCUCCAGAGGAACCAGGCUGAGCUGGUUCUGGCCUUGGAGGAGAGGCAGAGGCAGACAGAGAGCUGGGCCCAGGGCCUGAUCACCGAGCUGGAGCAGGAGAUCGCCGAGCUCAACAGUAGGAACACCGACCUGGAGCGCCUGGGACGCACCGACGACCACAUCCACUUCCUGCAGAGUUUUCCGGCCCUGCUCACUCCUCCCCACACUAAGGAUUGGUCUGACACCAGCGUCAACACCGAGGUCUGCGUUGGCAUCAUCAGAAGGGGCGUGGCCAAGCUAGAAGAAACUCUGAGUGAAGAGUUAGAGAAACUGGUUGAUACUGAGCUUAAAAGGACUCUCAAAUAUGCAGUGGACCUGACCCUUGACCCCGACACCGCCAACCCCUGGUUGCAGCUUUCGGAGGACCGGCGGCAGGUCCGGCACCUCGGGUCGUGGCAGGACCUACCCGACAACCCGGAGCGUUUCGACACCGUGGUCAUCGUCUUCGGCCACGAGGGAUUCUCCUCCGGCCGCCAUUACUGGGAGGUUGCCGUGGGCGACAAGGACGACUGGUACCUGGGCGUGGCCAGAGCUUCCGUCAACAGGAAGGGGCGGAUCGCCGUCAGCACCGCCCAUGGUUACUGGGCCCUGGCGAUGAAGAAGGGGCAGGGGUAUCGGGUGUCGACAGCCCCGCCUCUGCUACUGACCCUUGACCCCAAACCCAAACGUGUGGGAGUUUAUGUGGACUACGAGGAAGGGCAGGUGUCGUUUUACGACGUGAGGGCCCGGACUCACAUUUACACAUUCAUGGAUAGUUUCAGAGAGAAGAUCUUCCCAUUCUUUUACUUGUACUGCUCUGACAAGGCCUCGGAUACCAUGGCGAUUUGUCCUGUCACUGAGAAGACCAAGCUAUGCUGAAGAGAAGAACUACAAAAGAAAUACUACUGGACUACAAGUGCCUUAAGGGCCGGGAUUCAUUUUGUGUGCUAAUAACUUCUUAAUGUAUAGGUUUGAAUGUUUAUAUUUCUGUUGAGUGUGUGUGGAAGUAUUUUCCCUACAUGCAAUAGUAGUGCUAAUGGAUUUAUAUAAAAUUAUAAAUAAUUAAGUGACAAAUAAAAUUACUUUGAUUAUAUUUUGACCCAUGAAAAUAGCCCAACAUGCUUGAAUGUAUCUACUGGACUCUGAACAAUACAGUAUGUUAAUGUUUUUACUUGUUAUUGCAUGUCAAACAUGUUCCAAAGAUACUUUACUAUACUCUAUGUUGCAUAAAACUAUGACACAGGUUUACAAUAAUAAAGAUUUUGCAACAAUAAAUGUACAUCAUUUGCCCACCUCAUGAUGUUUUGUCACAUUCUACAUUUGUAAUUAUUGAUAAAAACCGAUGUUGUGUAUGACUUCACAACAAAGGCGAUUUUCAUGACUUCACAACAAAGGCAAUUUUCAUGACUCCACAACAAAGGACAUUUUCAUGACUUCACAAAAGAGUUUCGCAGGAAAAUCGGUCUCUUCUCCUCCCACAGCUGUGUAUUCAUGUGGGUGUGAGUGAGUGUUUGCUGACAUGUAGCCUACAGUCAAUUGUUUGGCUGAGGUGUCCUGGCUUCGUCCAAAACGUGUCCUGCCGAAGGCUACAUCAAAACCAGGUAUAAUUUUCUUUUUCUUUGUCGUUGCUCUGGAUCGAUUGGGAUGAUAUUUUACAACACGGCAGAGGGAUGGUUCAUAUCGUUGGGAAGUUCUUGAGGACUUUUCUGCGUCAGUUUAUUUACCGUGAGAUAUAAGUUUGUUUGUGUGAGAUAUUAUAUCGCAUGCACGCACGAUAAGUCAUCCAGCACCUGACAGGGUGGGGAACAGUCACAUGAUUUAACCAGCCAAUGAAACAACACUUUGUUUGUAAAGAAGCCAAGAAUCUAUUUGCCUACUUUACCUCCACCUGUGUGACACUUUCCAUAAUCCACUCUAAUAGUACACGCUGGAAGACCACAGACAUUCAUGAGGUCAUUUCUCUCCUGUAGCAAUGUCUUCAUUGACCUUUUGACCCCAGUCUCCUGUCCAAGGAGCAGUUCCAGUGUUCCAUCUGCCUGCAGGUGUUUACCGACCCGGUCACCACUCCUUGCGGACACAC